This is a messenger RNA of Aphidius gifuensis, 567 nucleotides long. RefSeq names its product NPC intracellular cholesterol transporter 2-like. The record is from RefSeq and is a predicted model, not a curated record. The transcript is spliced from 4 exons. Gene Ontology annotation, molecular function: sterol binding. Lineage: Eukaryota; Metazoa; Arthropoda; Insecta; Hymenoptera; Braconidae. Gene Ontology annotation, biological process: sterol transport. Bases 1 to 567 code for a protein of 188 amino acids.
AUGAGACGAAUAGUAUUCAUUUGUUUAUCUUUAUUAAUUUUUGGAUCAGUCACAAAUGCACGUUUUUGGGAUUGUUCUGAAAAUGGAGUUGGAGCUUGGAGCAAAGUUUCAGUGAAAGGUUGUGAUAAUGAUGAAUAUCCAUGUGAAAUGAAAAUGGGACAAAAUUUACACAUUAGCAUAACUUUUACAACAAAUGCAUCAAUUAAUAAUGCAUGUGCAAAAGUUGAAGUAGACGUAUUGGGAAAAAAAACUUUUAUGUUAAAAGAAGACAUUUGUGAAAAUGAAAAUUCUGGAGUCAAAUGUCCAUUGAACCAAGGACUUCAAUUUACAUACAAAGGUUCCGCAAAAGUACCAGAAGACGAUCAAUUGCAACAAAUUGGAGAAGCUAACGUUUAUUGGCGAUUAGUGAAAGAUGAUAAAGAAAGUAAAGAAAAUAAGCGCCGUGAAGCAGAAACACCAACAACAACUGAAAUAGUAUGUGUUAAAAUUCCAAUAACAAUUGUAUAUCCAGAGGUAGGAUUCGGAAAAUUCGGAGAAUACGAUGACGACGAUGAAGACGAAAAAUAA